Cutaneotrichosporon oleaginosum is the source of this 2440-nucleotide messenger RNA. The record is from RefSeq and is a predicted model, not a curated record. NCBI's taxonomy places the organism in Eukaryota, Fungi, Basidiomycota, Tremellomycetes, Trichosporonales, Trichosporonaceae.
CAACAUCCCAAUAUCACCUUCUCCGCCUCCCUCCACGCCUUUACUCUUUCCCAAGCGACUAUGCCACAACAUGGCGACGAGGACGCCGACCUAGAUGCCUAUCCCUACCUCCGGGGGCUCAACCCCGCUCAGCUGCAGGCCGUAAUAGCCCCUCCGGAGGUGCCCCUUCAGAUUCUGGCCGGCCCCGGGUCGGGCAAGACUCGGGUGCUCACCUCGCGUGUGGCCCAUCUUGUGAAGCGACAUCACAUCUCUCCGCGCCGCAUCACCGCUGUGACAUUCACGAACAAGGCCGCGAACGAGAUGCGGAAACGCCUGCAAGCUCUUCUCGGCCUGUCAGAGGCGUCGCAACUUGUGCUUGGGACGUUCCACGCGACAUGUGUGCGAUAUCUACGGCGGCACGGCGCACGCAUCGGGCUUGACACCAACUUCGCCAUCGCCGACGCUGAUGAUUGCAAGAAGAUUAUGACACGAUUGCUCAAGGAGAAGAAGGAAGAGCUUACCAUGGCGCGGAUCAGUCUUAGGGAGGGAGACGUGCUCAGCGUCAUAUCCAAGGCCAAAGCCAAAGGGGAGACACCGGAGGGCAUGGAGAUACGUGCCGCUCAGCCCGAAUCCGACAGCGUGCUCACCGUUAUUGCUGAGCUGUAUGAAGAUUACGAAGCCGCGCUACGGGAGGCCGGUGCUCUCGACUUUGACGACCUUCUCCUCUUCGGCCUACGACUAUUCCGCCAGCACUCCGGCAUUCUCGAGUCAUGCACACACAUCCUCGUGGACGAGUUUCAGGACACCAACACCACGCAGUACGAGCUCAUGAAAUGCUUUUCCAAGGCGCAAGGUGGUGUCAGCAUCGUUGGCGACCCAGAUCAAUCGAUUUAUGGGUGGCGCUCCGCAGAAAUCGAGAACCUUACCAAGAUGACCAAGGACUUCGACAACGUUCGCGCCAUCUAUCUUGAAGAGAAUUAUCGCUCCACGGGCGCCAUUCUGGCCGCCUCUCACUCAAUUGUUUCACAAGAUAAGUCUCGCAUCGAGAAGAAUCUGUAUACGUCACAUCCGAAGAGUACAACUGUCACCCUCAAGACUCUGGCCACACCGGCUGUCGAAGCAAGCUUCAUCUCAGCUGAGAUCAAGCGCCUUGUGGCGUAUUCUGGCGGGAUGCUAAAUUUCGAGGACUUCGCUAUUUUGCUCCGCUACAACGCCCUAUCACGCGUUCUUGAAGCAGCGCUGCAGAAGGAAGGUAUCCCUAAUCGCAUCAUCGGAGGGCGCAAGUUCUUCGAACGCAUGGAGGUCAAGGAUCUGCUGGCAUACCUGCAGCUUGCAGACAACCCACACUUCACCGUGAGAGUCUGGAGGGAGUACGCUAACAUCCAGCCUGCUUUUAUGCGCGUCAUCAACACUCCCCGUCGUGGCAUUGGAGACAAGUCCGUCGCUGACCUCGUUACAGCUGCCCGGAGGAAAAAGGUUCCACCUAUGGCUCUAUGCGAGGCAAUAGUCGACGGGGAACGGCUGCCUGAAGGUAUCAAGCCCGCGCUCAAGAAAAAACUUGCAUCAUUCGUCAGCGUUGUCCGCAAGUUGCGUCGAGCAGCACGGGAGGACUUCCCCGUUGAGGAAAUCAUUCGCAUGGCUCUCGAGAAGCUAAACUAUGAAGAAUACUUGCGAUCUACACAGCAAGACUAUGUUGAGCGAUGGGAGAACGUCCAAGAGCUGAUUAGUUACAGCGUCAUCGUGGCCAAGGAGCAGAGCCGGGAGGCCGAGUUGGACGAGGAAGGGACUCGACCAGAGGGCUUCGCGUCAGCGAAGACGUUUCCAUUAGAUGCUCCGUCCCCAUCUCACAAAGUCGAGAUUCCCGUGCACCCCAUGUUUCGACGAGGAGACUCUUCAUCCAGGAGUCGCUCAUCGUCAUCUGUUCCGGACACUAACCAGCGUAAAGCGAAUCGCCCGCGAGUCAAGGUCGAGGAUGACAUUAUCGAGAUUCUGUCAAGUGACGAGGAGAUGGACGAGCGUCCUCCGCAGCCGGCUCCUGCAAUUGCUGAAGACGAGGAUUUAAUGACACCGCUGCGAUUUUUCCUGCAGAAGUCGAUGCUAUCGACGGACACUGAGUCCAAUGAACCUGACGAGGAAAUUUCUAAAGUCACCAUGUCCACUGUCCAUGCCGCAAAGGGGCUGGAGUGGCCUGUGGUAUUCAUCCCGGCAGCCGAGCAAGGUACCUUUCCUUCAUAUCGUUGCACGGAAGAGCACGAGAUUGCCGAGGAGCGCCGUCUGCUCUACGUCGCUAUGACGCACUUUGACUAGCGCGCGGGUACGGAUGGCAGGGGGAGAGGAGCAGCCGCGGAUUUUGAGCGAAUUCGUAUCUGCAUCGCAACGCAAGCAUCCAGCCAUCUUCACUGGUGAUGUCCCCAAUAUCGACGCGGACAUCCGGGUACAAAUGUCGCAAAUGCUUGGGCGC